AUGGAAGAAACUAAGAAACUGUCCAGCGUGAGCGAACGCUUGCAAUUGCUGCUGCGAGAGUCCCAGGAUAAUGAGACCCACCGCCGCGACACCGCGCCGGCAUCGGCGUCGGCAUCGGCGUCGGCGUGGGAUGCGGUGGUCGAUACGUUGGGAAAGGAAAAAUUGAGCGCGAGCGAGCCCGCAGAGGACGUGAACUCUUACUACACCUCGUUCGUACCGCACCGGCCCUACGCGGACUAUUUCGAUUUCGACGGUGGACAGAUCGACGUGGAUGGUCCGGGACCCGCAGCGGACGGUAAACCGCUUUCCACUACAGCGCCAUCGACGCCCAAGAUCGAUGGCGAGCAGGAGCCAGCUUUGCCCCCGUCGUCUCCGUCGGCGGCCUCGUCGCCCGCCCCGUCGUCCUCCUCCUCCUCCUCUUCUUCGUCCAGCUGUUUCCCGGAAGCAGCUGAAGAGACGGUCCAGCUUGUGCUGGACCGUCUCAACACUUACAAGGACGAGUUUCGGGAACUGAUUCACAAACUGGACGAGGCGUCGCUGGUUUCGUCGCAAAUCGCGAACCCAAGACGAGUGUUGGAACUCGACCAGCGUCCCGGAGCGGUCAAUUCGAUCGUCUCCGGGAUCCUGGGCACUCUGCAGUCGAUCCAGUUCGAUACGGUAAGCCGCAAACGGUCGAGAACUGAGUUUGAAGCUAGCAGCACGGAUCCCGUCCGGUCUCGCAUCAUCCCUGCCCGUGUUGUGGACUCCAAUAAGACUCCUGCUCUCAAAGACGUCGAGGAAGAUCCCUGCUACGGACUCGCCAACUUCGGAGUAGUGCUCAUCAAGUCUCCGACCACCGUGGCACAGCUGUGGAACGAAUACACCAAGCUCCCCAGCGAUUGGGCACUGCCCGACUGGUUCGAGGCCGUCGCCCAGCAACACACGCUCGAGUCCGGCGAGAUUCGCAGCCCAGCACAGCUCAUGAAGAGACGCACGUCGAUUCGGGACCUUGAGAAACGCUACGGUUCGUCCUGGAGAAACAACGACAAGAACUUUUCUCGCCAGGUGAAUCGGCGCAAGAAAGUAUGGCUGGCCAUUGAAGAGGGCUUGGAAGAUGGUAUUCCCUUGCAAGAGUGCUUCCGAUUACUGGAAUCCUACGUGAGAGAGCGUGGCAAGGGUUUGAGUUGGUACUACAACGGUGUUCCUUUCAAGUUGUUGGAUAUAAGGAAGAAGGGCCAUAAGCAUUAG
Messenger RNA from Lachancea sp. 'fantastica', 1227 nucleotides. The record is from the annotation of a GenBank genome assembly. Lineage: Eukaryota; Fungi; Ascomycota; Saccharomycetes; Saccharomycetales; Saccharomycetaceae.